Etheostoma cragini (Arkansas darter) is the source of this 425-nucleotide messenger RNA. RefSeq names its product cytochrome b-c1 complex subunit 8 (gene uqcrq). The record is from RefSeq and is a predicted model, not a curated record. The transcript has 3 exons. Gene Ontology annotation, biological process: mitochondrial electron transport, ubiquinol to cytochrome c. Bases 88 to 336 code for a protein of 82 amino acids. NCBI's taxonomy places the organism in Eukaryota, Metazoa, Chordata, Actinopteri, Perciformes, Percidae.
GCAGCCAACCGACGCUUGAAUAUAGAGGAAGAACACCGGAUCUUUCAGGGAAUACUGUUGAAAAAACGCACGAGCUCUUCGGUAAACAUGGGCCGCCACUUCGGAGACUUGGCCAAAAUCAGACAUGUAAUCACAUACAGUCUGUCCCCCUUUGAGCAGAGGGCUUUCCCCAACUACUUCUCCAAGGGAAUCCCCAAUGUGUGGAGACGGGUCACUGCCUCUUUCUUUAAAGUUGCCCCCCCAAUGACUCUCAUGUACCUGACAUACACCUGGGGCAACAGCGUCCACCAGCAGGGCAAGAGGAAGCUUGCAACUGACUAUGAGAAUGACGAGUGAACUCUUGCCACCUUUUGUGAAAGCUCCUCUCUGUUAUUAAUUCAAACUCUGUAGGUUUCACCAAUAAAGAUGAACAUAUUUAUGUGAAA